Messenger RNA from Asparagus officinalis (garden asparagus), 2267 nucleotides. RefSeq names its product protein YLS7-like. Gene Ontology annotation, molecular function: O-acetyltransferase activity. Gene Ontology annotation, cellular component: Golgi apparatus. The record is from RefSeq and is a predicted model, not a curated record. NCBI's taxonomy places the organism in Eukaryota, Viridiplantae, Streptophyta, Magnoliopsida, Asparagales, Asparagaceae.
AUAAAAAACCACUCCUCUUUCAAAGUCUUUCAUCUUCUCUUCUCGGUUUAGCCCCCAUUGAAUCCUUGGGAGUUUGCGUUAUGAAUCUCAGCGCAGAUCUCAUGGGUUGGUUGAAGAGCCUGACUUUGAGGUACCCACCAAAUUUAUCAUCUAGUUCUCUGAUGAGAAACUAACCAGAUGCUUAGUUGAAUAGAGAUUUUUUUUUAGAAACAUGGCAAGUUUCUUGCUGGUUUCUAGAUCAAUUUCGUUCAUUGUUAUCUCGGUCGGAGGCAUAUUUUUGUCUAUCGUGGUUGCAUUUCUAUUUGUCAGCUACAAUCCAACUGGUUCCAAUCCCGGUACUAAUGGGUACUUCGUAGGCGUGGGCAACUCAAGCCAGACCUCUUUGGAUUCAAUAAACGGAGAUCAACCCGAGUUUUCGAACAAGUUGCCUGAAUUUUCUGAACAAGCCCAUGAGGUAGUUGGGGAUGAACAGUUCAGUUUUGGGGCUGAGGUGCCAGAUUCUAACGGUUCUCGUUCUGUAAAUGACAUCAAGGGGGCUAAUGUAUCAGCUUCAUCAGAGUUUAUCGAUGAUUCUAUGAAAAAUGGUUCCGAAACCGCUGGUUAUAUCGGGGCUCAGGUGCCAGCAUUUGCUCCAGAAUUAUCUGUUGAUGCUAGUACUUCUAUCGGCCAGGGCAAUAUAUCGAUUUCAUCCGUUCCCGUUAACGGUUCUGCAAAAAAUGAUUCUGGGAUUGUUAGUUAUAUUGGGGCUGAGGUGCCAGCAAUUGCUCCCACAUUAUCUUUGGAUGCUGACAGUCAUGUUUCUGUAAACGUUCGUGAUAGUAAGGAGCCCAAUGUCUCGAUUUCGUCUGCUCUCGAUGAUGAUUCUGGGAAAAAUGACUCUGGUAUUGGUGGUAGUACUGUUGAUUCUUUGCAUCAGACUGGUUCGGUCGCUGCUCUUCCUCCCCCUCCGUCGAAAGUUUCUAAGAAGACUAAGCUGAGACACUGCGAUCUCUACCACGGAAAAUGGGUCUAUGAUCCUACUGGACCUCUGUAUACAAAUAUCACUUGCCCUAUCAUAGCACAAUCACAAAACUGCCAGGGUAAUGGGAGACCCGAUAAGAACUAUGAGAACUGGAGAUGGAGACCAAACAAAUGUAAGAUUCCACGUUUUGAUGGAAGGAAAUUUUUGGAGCUGAUGAGGGGUAAAACUCUGGCUUUUGUUGGCGAUUCUCUUGCUCGGAAUCAGAUGGAAUCCCUUCUCUGCAUCCUGUGGCAGACAGAAGUCCCCAUCAACCACGGGAACCGUCAAAUGCACAAAUGGCACUUUCGAUCCACAUCCACCACCAUAAUCCGCAUCUGGUCAGCAGCUCGAACCCCCCUCCCCAUCCCUUCCUCAUCUCCACGCUCCGUCAACGUCCAUCUCGACACUCCCGACAAGUCCUUCAUCAACUUCCUCCCCGAAUUCGAUGUUCUCAUUCUCUCCUCCGGCCACUGGUUCAGCACCGAAACGACCUACCUCCUCAACAACACAAUAAAGAAAACGCGUAAAAAGAAGGACAUUUUUGGGUUUUAUGAUAUUGCAUUGCAAACAACCCUAAGUUACAUUCUUGAAUUUUCCAAUUAUACAGGGUUGGUAAUAUUGCGGUCUUAUUCACCCGAGCAUUAUACUAGUGGAGGAUGGAACUCGGGUGGGGGUUGUAGUGGAAUUGAUAAACCUGCGAGAAAAUCGAUCAGGAGUGGGUAUACGAAUUCUAUGGAGAAAGUGCAGGUUGUUAAAUUUGAGAAGGCUGCGAAAACUUUGAGGAAUGGUUUGAGGUUGAGAUUUAUGGAUGUUACGGAGCUGUCUGGUUAUCGAAAUGAUGGACAUGCUGGAAAGUAUGGUAGAAAGGUGAGGAUGAAAAAUGUAGCUGAGGAUUGUGUGCAUUGGUGCAUGCCAGGGAUUGUGGAUAUUUGGAAUGAGGUUUUGUUUGAGAUGUUAAAGAGAGAAUUCUGAUAGCAUAGAGCACUUGCAGGAAUUUGAUGAUUAGGGAAGACAUAGAGUAACAUUGCACGUUCACAUAUUUGCUACACAUCGGCAUCAACCAUUAAGUGGGCAGUUCCUUUUGAUUAAUUUUAUUUUUUCCAUGUUUAUCUCAUGAUUUAUUUUGUUUUAUUUAUUUAUUUAUUUAUUUUGGUUGUAAGUUACAUUUCAUCAAGUAGUCAAUUCCAAAAAAUUGGGAUAAAAUUUGUUAUUGUUGCUAUAUAUUUGUAUAGAACCUUGUAAUCGAUCCCAAAAUUUAGAAUAAAGA